AUCAUUUGAUAGAGUAUAUUAUAGCAUGCUGUAAUCAUGCAUGAAAGUUUAAAAAUUUUCACGUUUAUGAUUAUAGCAGCAUUUACUAUCUUUGAAUCAGACAUGAGUGUUCAAGUAGAGAAAGGGACAAGAAAAUUAAUCCAGAAUCAUCCGAAGCACCAAGAUUACUCUCAAAGAAGAAUACGGAUAUCUUGUUGUGGAAAUUCGUCAUGCCUGGCAACCAGCAGGUCAAAGAAAAAUACGAAAAAUAAACAGCCUGUUAAAGACCAAUCUCUACAGUUUUCACAAGAAUCAACGCGCUUCAAAUCAAUUAGCAGUUUGUCCAGUAUAAAAGUGGGAGAAAAUGCGGCGCACAACUCUAAAUUAAAUAUUGAAAUUAAUAUGAGUCUGCCAACAACGGAAGCGCGCCCUGACGUAAAUUAUGUGGAAACAGAAUCCUCCACGUCAGUAGGAAAUGGGGCACAAGAUUAUUCAAAUGAGGUUCUGACUACGAUAGUGGAUCACAAUUCAGUCACCACCGAGCUCAGUUCAUCUGUCAUGGACCCGAGGUCUACUUCUGCAGAUAUUUUAGGCAUCUUUGCCGAAUCCACACAGACAACUAUUGCAAGCUCAACAGAAACGCAUACGACGUCCCAAUCCCUUUCUACCGCCACAAAAACAGCCCCAAUAAAUGCUUCGACUUUGAAAAAUUUAAGUAGCUCAACGGCCAAAAUCGUGGCCACAACAAUUAUUACCACGACUUCAACAACUGCAAAACCUACAACCACCAGCAUAAGACAUACAGGCCCAACAACUAAGUGGACCUCCACACAAAGCACUGGAAAGGUCACACCACCGACCAUAUACCAACCACCUCCAGUAGCGCCCACUUCACAAGCUAAAAGUCUGCCGACGCCUCGACCACCUUGUGAAGCCCCGAUUUGCCGUUUUAACUCAAACUGCACGCAGAAUUAUGAAGAUUCAUAUUUGACAUGCUGUGGACUUGGAAUGAAACUGAUCAGCUUCCACCAUAGUCUGGCAUAUGAACAAGUGUCGCAAGCAUUCAAGCAAGGAAAUUUUUCAAAAUGGGAUUCAUCAAAAUUUUGGACUUCGGGCACCGAUAAUGGAUGUGAAAAUGCGUUUGGAUUUUGUGGUUCUAACACAUUGCUGCGCGAUGACACUAAAUGGGCGACUGGGGAGCCAAACAAUUCAAACGGCACGGAGCACUGCAUUUCGGUGGAGCUGAAAAAUAACUCUCUUCUCCUUUUUGAUGACAAUUGCAAUUUAAGGCAGCGAUACAUUUGUGAGGGACGUGUCGUAAGUCCUUUGCUAGCCACUUCAAUAGAAGAAGACUGCCGCCUGAUGUUCAGUUUGACCAAAGAGGAUAUCAAACGGGUGAUGACUGAGGGUCCUAGAGAUUUGCAAGAAAAAUGUUUUUUCAAAUGCUUCGGAGAAAAUUCCGGGCUGUACGUAAAUGGUAAACUGUCUGAGGAGAAAUUGUACGCAGCCUUUUCUGAAAUAGCGCCGGAAAAUUUGACAGCACUAAUUGCAAUGUACAACACGAUGGAUUACUGCUCUAACAUGACUCGCGGAAUGGACCUUUGCGAUAAAGCAGCAGAACUUAAAGCAUGCGGCGAUCAAGCGGCACCAGAGGCAAUGGCCAAGCUUAUGGAUCAUUUGGAAAAAACAAUGGCGGACCCUCCGAUUUUGCUUCCGACCGGCAAAGCAUACUGUCCAACAGACUUUAAUUGUUACAUAGAUGGAACACUAAAAACAGUUUUUGACGCCGCGCCAAAUGAUUCUUACUUUUCUUUCUCUGAUGGCUUCGGAUAUGUGAAGCAUGCAUGUGGAAAGAAAUUUUUGCAUCUCUCAUAUAAAUAUGAAGUAAACAUAACAGGAGCUUUAGAAAAGUGCUGCCUUUUUGGAUUGCGAAGCGUCAUAAUACCCACUGCUGAAAAGUAUGACUGCAUUAUCAGCAGCAAUUUAGUGGGCAACACGACUAAUACACUAGUGAUGACAGCUGCUUCUCGCCUUGGUUAUCCCACUCGACCUGUUUGGUGCUUCACGGGGGACGCGCUGAUGAACCUGACAAUAGCACCAAACAACUUGUCCUUACCAAUAGGCUCGCGCUAUAGCGUCCAAUUUAAACUCAUGGAAAAAGAAAUGGGCGGAUACUAUGAUUCCAUCCCUGAAGUACUCUGCGAGUCAUACUAAUUUUUGCACACUAUAAUUUUAAAUAGAAGCAGGAAAAAAUGUAAUUUAAAUAUAUGGGAAUUUUGUAAGGUCACUGCUGAGUAAAUUUAAAAAAAAAAUCUCUUUAAAUUUAUAUUAUGUGAUGGAUGCACAAACAAAUUCCUUGAUAUCUGGGUUACCGAUUUUUGAUUAGAAGAUUAAGGGUCACCAAGUAAUAUUAUUAAGAAAAUCGCACUUAAGUGUGUUGAAAAACGUGGUUUUCUUUCGGAUCGAGAAAAUAAUAAUCUUUUUCGCUUUGAAUAAAAAAAGAAACCACGGCAAAAAUUUUAUAAUGUAUGA
This is a messenger RNA of Neocloeon triangulifer, 2511 nucleotides long. RefSeq lists its product as uncharacterized. The transcript is spliced from 17 exons. The record is from RefSeq and is a predicted model, not a curated record. NCBI's taxonomy places the organism in Eukaryota, Metazoa, Arthropoda, Insecta, Ephemeroptera, Baetidae. Gene Ontology annotation, molecular function: odorant binding. Bases 37 to 2193 code for a protein of 718 amino acids.